Molecule: messenger RNA, 7774 nt
Organism: Taeniopygia guttata (zebra finch)
Lineage: Eukaryota; Metazoa; Chordata; Aves; Passeriformes; Estrildidae
Source: RefSeq, a predicted model, not a curated record
GCAGGUAAAGUUGUAAUGAAAACAGUAAUGAAUGCUUUGCUGACAUGCACAGGCAACCUAAGUAUGCAGCCGAAUUAGCUAUCUAAGCAGAUGCUUUAUAUCCCGAAUUGCAUAUAAGGAAUGCUGUUCAGUUGGUUUAAAAAUAAUAUAUACACCCACAAACUUUUUCUUUUGUAAAAGCUGUAUGGUUGGUUUUUUGUAUGCUUGUUUGGGUUUUUUUUUUUUUUUUAAACAACAGUUUCAAUUGUGCUGUGGGCAAUUAUGACAGUAAAAUUAAACUCAGAAGAAAGAUAGAAGAAGCUAACCAAGUUCAAGGAGUUCAGGGAAAAUUCAGAAAUAAUGUAUUAUUUAAGCUGCUGUAAUACUGCAAUAUGGGCAAUAUUGGAAAUAGGGAUGCUCUUAUGCUUAAAGAGUUUUUAAGUGGUUUUCUUUGGUAAAGGCAGUAGAGCUCUGGUCUGCAGGAGUGGGUAGUUGAACUCUGUCCUUUUGCAGAGGGGGGGUCUUUGUCCUCCUUCUGCUCUGGCAGCCUUGCAGAAGGCCCAAGUUGUUUUUUUGUUUUUUUUUUUUUACCAGUAUUCUUAUUCAUCUGCUGCUUAAACACAACAUAUCUCACCAGUGUGCCAGUGGAAAACACAAGAGUGUUUUCGUUUGUGCAGUCUGUGGUGUGAACAGUUUCUAGAAGGUCAACAAACCCUACAAAACACACUGGAAUGACGAAGCCAAUUUCCCAGAGAGCCACUGAGCAGGCACACUGGAGUGGGAAGAUGAAAAGAAUAGUAUAAGAAAACAGUGGAAAAAGCAGAGAAGUGGUGUGUACCUCCAGGUGUGAGCAUUGCUCUCUGGACCUUGGAAGUCUAAUGAGACUUUCCUGAGGAGCAGAAGGGCUGAAGGGACCCAUCAGCCAUGGCACACUCUGGGAGGGUGCCCUUCUCCAAGAGUGAAUUCUGUGCAGGACAGCCUGGGGACCAAGCAUCCUACCCAAUGUGCCACCCUGGCUCUGCUGGAGAGAUCCCUCUAGGAUUUGAUCGAAUCGUUGAUGAAGUCAGCAACGAGUUUUUCUUUUAUGGUUCAUCCCAUGCACAUCAUCACGAAGACAUGUUUUUCCCAGCAGACCUUUUCAGUCAAAAUGUGCCUGACCAGCAUCUUUACAGUCAUCCUCUGGUUGUCCAUGGAGAGCUUUAUCCUAGGAGUCCAAUCCCUCCCUGGCAGCAAGGCACAGUGGCACCAAUGGUUGGCUUCAAACCUUCCUUACUACCUGACUGCAGAAACUUCUCUGUGGUGGAUUCCCACCCCUACAGUCACGAGAGGGAAGUCCAUGGAAGGAAAAGUGUAAAUUCAGCUUCAAAUGUGGAAAGGGGCAACACAAAUCUGGAGUUUCAGAUAGGCUUUGACAAUCUGGAUGCUGCAAGUCCUGUUUUCUUAGACAGUUAUCCAUUUGGACAAAAAGUGAGAGAAGAAAGUGGAAAUGGGGAAGCUUCUGUAACCAACACUUCCAGAAGAUGCAGCACAGGGCCUACCCACCCCCAGGGCUCUGGACAUAACAGAGAGGCUGCAGGUUGGGCCAUCCAGCUGAUUGAAGCAGAUCAAGGAAGUAAUGAAAACACAGUUGGUUUCUGCAAUGCAGUGGAGAAAAUCAGAAAUGCCUAUCCUGCUUUUGAUUUGAAGACAAAUACUGGGAAAAUCUGGAGUAUCACAACAAGGUUCCCAGAGCAUAUCCUGGGUGCAACAAAAUUCAGACUCAGCAUUUGGACAGAUUUUUCACCACAUCCUCUACUUCUUACACAACAUGCUGGCUGUAUCAUUCACGACUUAAUUGUGGAGAUCCUCCGUUGCACAAAUCAAUACCCAGCCCGGGAGGAGGAAUGCCUUCUGAGUGUUGCUGGGUCUGAUGAAUUCUUACAGAACAACUGUACUUUGGGAAGCCAUGAAAGCCUCCGCAAGGCGAGCACCUGCAUCCAGCUUCGCCUGCACCACGCUGGUAAUUUGGAGCACAGUUUGGCUAGAACAUGUGGGGAUGACCAAAGAAGGUUCUGUGUGAAUGAGCUGUUAGAAGACACUCAUGCCUGGAGACUGAUUUGGCAGAACCUUGUCUCUGUUAUUAUGAACUACAGAGGUCAAGUGGAAUAUCUGCUGCAAAAUGAGAAUAAUGUUGAUAACGUGAUUGAGGCAGCUAAAGCCAUCUGCAGUGUCCUGUGCUUUGUGGAAACCAGAGACAUCACUGAUGCAGUCAGCAAACUCCAUGCUUUGGGGAGAGCACAGAAUUCUCUUCAAAGUGUGGAAACACCAGGCAAAGUGUUAAUAGAAGCUGCUGUGACUGAGCUCUCCAUGGCCAUCUCUCGUCUCAUCCGCAUCUACAGCAGCAGCUUUGAUGUAAAUUUCCAACUUGCCAGCGUUCCUAGGAGCCCUUUAUGUGCAGACAUCAGCCUAAAUUCCCAGCUGAGCUUCACUGUUUGUGCUGCCCAUAACAUCCCAGAAGCCUGGGUGACCAGCUACAAAGUUUUCUCUUUUUCCUGUUUACUAACUUAUGCUGGGAAGAUAAUAUGUCAAGUGAAGAUUUGCAAAAAUACUCCAGUUAAAAAAUCCUUCUUUUUCCUGGCUGACUGGAAUGAGAAGGUCAACUUCCCUCUACGAAUAAAGGCUCUUCCGAGGGAAACUAUGCUGACAAUAAAACUACUGGGAUUAAACAGUGCCUCUAAAAAUACAGAAGUGCUUGCUUGGACAUGCUCCCCAUUGUAUGCAAAAGAGAGGCUGAUCCGUGGAACCGUGCUGCUCAGCCUGGCACCGUGCAGCACACUCCCCACAGCAGUGAUCACCCCGGGCAUCUGCAGCACUGAGGCACCAACCUCAGCCACCCUGCAGAUCGACUUCCCAGAAACCGAUUUGGAGUUCAUUAAACCUGAACCUGAAGAAAGAAGAGGUGAUUUUGUAGAGCCAACCCAAGAGUGCCUGAAGAACAUUGCAAGACUUUCACAGAAACACUCUCUCUUGCUACUCUCAGAGCAACAGAGAAGAAUCCUGUGGUUUUAUCGCUACUCCUGCAAUAACCAGAACUGCUCCCUUCCUCUGGUGCUGGGCAGUGCACCCAGCUGGGACAGAACCACGGUGUCAGAAAUGUAUGCCCUGCUGAGGGGAUGGAGGUUUUCUGACCCUCUGGAGGCACUUGGGCUGCUGACUUUCAGUUUUCCAGAUCAAGAUAUUCGCAGGGCAGCAGUCCAACAAAUGGAAAAUGUGUCAAAUGAUGAAUUGCUAGAAUACCUCCCACAGCUGGUUCAGGUGCUCAAGUUUGAGUGGACUCUUGAAAGCCCUCUGGUGAAACUCCUGCUGAAUCGUUCUCUUCAGAGCAUCCAAGUAGCCCAUCAGCUUUACUGGCUGCUGAAGAAUGCUCAGAAUGAAGUUCAUUUCAGAAUGUGGUAUAAGAAACUCCUGGCUGCUCUCCAAUUCUGUGCUGGACAGACCCUGAACAAUGAGUUUUCUAAGGAAGAAAAACUCAUCAGAAUUCUGGAAGACAUUGCCACAAAAGUGAAAGCUGCCAGUGACCCAAAAAGAAAGGAGGUGUUGAAGGUGGAGCUCAGCAGACUCCAGCAGUUCUUCCAGGAGGUGAAGCUCUGCCGGCUCCCCCUGAACCCUGCACUCGUUGUGCAAGGCAUAGAGGCAGAUUCAUGUUCUUAUUUCACAUCCAAUGCCUUUCCAUUAAAAAUCUCCUUCAUCAAUGCGAAUGCUCCAAGUGGAAACAUCAAUGUUAUUUUUAAGAUAGGUGAUGAUCUACGUCAAGAUAUGUUGGUUCUGCAAAUUAUUCGCCUGAUGGACAGCAUUUGGCUCCAAGAGGGACUGGAUAUGCAAAUGAUCGUUUACAGGUGUUUAUCUACAGGGAAAGGACAAGGGCUGGUACAGAUGGUGCCAGAUGCUACCACACUAGCGAAGAUCCACAGGGAGUCUGGGCUGAUAGGACCACUGAAAGAAAACACAAUUAAAAAAUGGUUUCACCAUCACCAUCCUCUGGAAUCAAGUUACCAAGAGGCCAUAAGGAAUUUCUUUUAUUCCUGUGCUGGCUGGUGUGUUGUUACCUUCAUCCUGGGAGUCUGUGAUCGACACAGUGACAACAUAAUGCUGACAAAAGCUGGACACAUGUUCCACAUAGAUUUUGGAAGAUUUUUGGGUCAUGCACAGAUGUUUGGAAACAUAAGAAGGGACCGAGCUCCCUUCAUCUUCACAUCAGAGAUGGAGUAUUUCAUAACAGAGGGGGGAAAAAACCCACAGCGUUUUCAGGAGUUUGUGGAGCUUUGUUGUCGAGCUUAUAAUAUAGUCAGAAAACACAGCCAGCUACUCCUGAACCUGCUAGAGAUGAUGCUGCAUGCAGGAUUGCCUGAGCUGAACAGCAUCCAGGAUCUUAAAUAUGUGUAUGAUAACCUCCGUCCUCAGGACUCAGAUCUCCAAGCUACAAGCUACUUUACAAGGAAAAUAAAGGAAAGUUUGGAGUGCUUUCCUGUUAAACUCAAUAACUUGAUCCACACGCUUGUGCAGAUGUCAGUGGGGAGCUCUGCCAAGCCUCCAGCUCCAGAGACUGUCCCCCAGGAAUGGAUGGUGCUGGACACAGAGAGGUCGAUCGCCAGGGCCACCAUUCUGGGAUUCAGCAGAAAGCCUGACUCUGUAUACCUCAUCCAGGUGGUGCAAACCUGCAAUGUGGUCACCUUCGUGGAAAAAUCCUUCCAUCAGUUUUCCAAACUUCACAGUCAUCUCCAGAAGCAAUUCCCAUCUCAUGCCCUCCCAGAGUUUCCCCACUCAUGGCAUUUACCUUUUACGGAUCUUGAACAUAAGAGAGUGAAGGAUUUGAACCUCUAUCUGAAGCAGCUAUUAAGUGGCUCCAGGAAACUGGCUAAUAAUGAGCUUGUACUCAGCUUCUUCCUCAACUGGUCCAAAAAUACCUUGGCAGAACAUUCAUCAUCUCUGACCUUAGGUCCUCAGUCAGCUGGUCACAAGCCUGGAGUACAACUGGUCAUAUCCUACGAGAACACCCGCCUGACAAUAAUGCUGAAACACAUGAGGAACCUCCACCUCCCAGAUGGCUCUGCCCCAAGUGCACAUGCUGAAUUUUAUCUUCUGCCAGACCCUUGCGAGGUCAGUCGAAGGAAAACAAGAACAGCUCCAAAAGGUUCUGACCCUACUUACAAUGAACUUAUUGUCUAUGACAGAGUCUCAGAGCUCCAAGGCCGUGUACUGAAGCUUGUUGUGAAAAGCAAAGGAACAUUUGUGGGAGCUGUUAACAUUCAACUGAGCAGUGUCCAGUUAAAUGAAGAAAAGUGGUACCCACUGGGAAACAGUGUAAUUUAAAUGUUCUCCAAGAUGAUUCAAUUAUUUGCACUAAUGUUUCUCUAUCCCUUUUCCCACAGUACGUUUUGUCUCAGUUGCCCUUGAGAAUAGGCAGUCAUCUGCUGAGCACAUAUCCUGACAUUUCUAACCAUAAGGUUAUUGUCUUAAAAGUGCUACCAUCUUCCUGCCACAGAUUCCUGACAGUGUGAGGUUAAAGAAUCACAUGCUAAGGACUUGUGGCAACACACAGAAAAUUCUUAUGACAGCAAUGAAGGGUUUAAUUUUGUUAAUAUUAAAUAGUGCUGUAAAAAUACUGAAUUCUGUACACAUCAGUGUGUGGGGACUCAUUCUUCGCCCAUUAAUUUCACUGACUGUGUUGGAACAAUGCUGAUAUUGGUGUGAUUUAUCAUCACUGUAUUAUGUUGAGGUCCCCAGAAAACCAUGGAAUGGUUCCCUGCCAAUAUAUUUCAGAUGUCCAGCAAAUUUCACAUUAAAUCUUACCCAAUCAAUACUUUGUUUUUUUAAGAACUUUAAAAGUUUUGAUGCAAUCUAACAUUUAAUCCAGGAUAUCCAUUUGUCAAUGAUCUAUGUCAUUGUUUCUUUUAUUCUGACAUCCAAGAGGCAGAUAUAACUGAUCAUUGGUGUGAAGAAAGAAAGGAAAAGGUAAUGUUCAUGAAUAAAGAGAAUAUAUUGAAUGUGUGCUUUCAGUGGGGGAUUUAUUUAAGAUCAUGAUACCACAGAUAUUUGUUCAGCAGUCUUCCCACAUGCUGCAUAAGGGGUUCAAGUCAAUACAUGCUUUGAACAGACCUCAGAGCUAUAAAAUAUAUGUUUAUAAAGUAAAUAAUGAACAUUAGUGGUUCCUCUAACUUCACAGAUGCUAAUUAUGGGCUCUGUUUUCCUCUAAUUUGAGGAAGCACUUAAGCACAGCUUUAAGAAUUUGGCAUGUGAGCAGCCACAGUGAACUGUCCAUUAUUGCCAGACCCACUGACCAUGUAAAUAAACCUUUCCAGGGCCAGGGGCACAUUUUUAAGGCACAGGAGAUGUGUUGAUUUGUGAUCUGAUCUGCUGUAAAUUUUAAGUUGCCAUAUACUGGACAGACCUGACAUUUGUCCUACCAGGUGGAAAAGUGGUCAACAGAGGUGUAAUAAUCCCAGAAGUGAAGGUAAUUGCCUUCUUCUCCCAAAGGACACUCACAUCUGUCUUCAGAAUAUAAAGCUCUAUAAAGCUUCUGAAGUGGGACUUGGAGUGUUAGUAAGGAAAUUAAAUAAGCUGGAAUUUUUCUCAGCAUCAAACCAAUGGACUUGUUCAGGUUUUAUCUGAAACUUCUUUCCCCAGUCAAACUGGUGUACAAAGAUCCUCCUCAGUAAGGGGAGGUGAGGAAAACUCUGAAUAUUAAUAUUAUUAGUCUAUUCAGAGCUGUAAGAAACUGUAACAUAUUUACCACAUGCAAGGGACAAUGACUGGCACACAGAAUAUCAUCACUACAAAGAUUAGGACACCAAAAUUUUAUGCUAUAGGCUCUCCUGAGAAACAAAUAAAGUGCCUUGUCAUUCAAGCACAGAAAACACACUGAGACCAGCUUACAAAGUUAUCAAAUUACCUGACCUUACAGUUCAAUAUUGAUUUUAGAUUAUUCUCAGUCUGCUGUCUAAGUUUCCUUAUUAAAACUAUAAUGCAAUUUUCUAACUGUUAUUUCCUGUGACAUUUUCUAACUGUUGUUUACCACAUGCCCUGAUUUUCCAUCUUAGAGCAACAUUAAAUAAAACAGCAUUAGAAUAGCAAUAAAUAAAAAGAGCAUUACAAUGUAUUAUCAGAACUGUCUGCAAGCUUAAGCAACAGUGUUUGAUAUUAAAGAAACUUGUCAAUAUAACAUCCUUUUUAUUAAAAAAAAAAAAUAUUUGGGUAACAAAUCUGCCAUUAGUUGUGUAACUGUAGUCCUGUGGAAGGCCAAUACUUCAGUUCUGAAAGGAAAAUGGGAAAAUUGUGUCUUAUGGGCAUGUUCUACACUGAUAGAUCUGGUAGGCAAGAAGUUGUCCUCAUAGAUCUUCACACACAUAAUCAGCCCUGGCUUUUUCUAAAAUUCUCUAGUUUUCCUCAGAAUACUCUGUUUCCUGCUUCCUGAGUUCCCUGCUCCUAUGAGGAACAUGGUUCUUUACAAAUCAGCCCAUGAAUUUAUCUUGCUUUAGCAGUAGGAGGUUCAAGCUAUGGAAAGGUACCAAUAUAGCAUAUUAUUUUUUAUGAUUUUAAGAAAUACUGGUGUUUUUUUUUUCUUUCCUCAAAAGUUUGUUUUUUUUUUUUUCAGGUAAGAGAAUGACAGUGGGCACUAAAGUGGAAUAGCCCAAUCAGAACUCACUUUUUACAAAUGUAAAGGUUACAUUGUGUGGGCAAUUUUUCCUGUUUGCUUGAAAAGGUACAAUGGUAAUAAAUUUUAUUCAAUACAAAUAAAAAUGUCAAUUUCACAUCCUCA